AUGAUACAAGAAGAAUCUCUUCCUCAACGUUUUCUUGAUGCUGAUCAAGAAUCUCAACAAAUUUUAAUACCAAUUAGUGGAUAUGAAAAAUAUCCACUUGUAUCUUUAAAAGAAUCUAUUCAACCAAUUAAGUCUUUAUUAUAUAAUUGUGAUACAAUGAUUGAAGUGGCAUUAAGAAAUUCUCGUCAACCAAAAGAUGCCUUAUAUAAACUUCCAUCAUAUAAAGGAACAGUGUGGCGUGGUGUUAAAGGUAAUUUAUCUGAUCAAUAUAAUGAAGAACAUUUCUGGUGGGGAUUUAGUUCUUGUACUGAAACAAUAUCAAGAAUUGAAACAUUUAUAGGAAAUAAUCAGACAAAAACUAUUUUUAAUAUUGAAUGUUCAUAUGGAAAAUUCAUUCAAUCACAUUCAUAUUAUCGUCGAGAAAAUGAAAUUCUUCUUCUUCCUGGUACUUAUUUUCAAAUCGUUGAUAAAAUGAAAGUAUCAAAUGAUUUAUUUAUAAUACAUUUACGUGAAAAGAUGCCACCAUUUCAAACCAUUACAUCACCAUUUCAUGAUUCUUCAUCAGAAAUUGCAUCAAUAACCAGUUCGGUAACUGUUAAUAAUGCAACAAAUAAUUUGGCAGAUCAAACUGAUCUUGUUAUUUCACAUAAUUCUUCUAAACAUGAAGAAUUUAACAACAAUAAUCUAAAUCAAACAAUUUCAAUAUCAAAAUCAAAUGCAAAUAAUUUUAUGCAAAUGAAAACAAAUAAUUCAUCAAAUAUUUUCAAGAAAUUCUUUUUUUCUCAUAAUCUGGUUUCAUGA
Adineta ricciae is the source of this 801-nucleotide messenger RNA. The record is from the annotation of a GenBank genome assembly. NCBI's taxonomy places the organism in Eukaryota, Metazoa, Rotifera, Eurotatoria, Adinetida, Adinetidae.